Poecilia reticulata (guppy) is the source of this 3015-nucleotide messenger RNA. RefSeq names its product nuclear factor 7, brain-like. The record is from RefSeq and is a predicted model, not a curated record. Lineage: Eukaryota; Metazoa; Chordata; Actinopteri; Cyprinodontiformes; Poeciliidae. Gene Ontology annotation, molecular function: zinc ion binding; protein binding.
CAUUGAUCAGAUUUACCCAGUUGGACAUUUUGAAAACAUCAUUAAUUAUCUCCAUGGAAACACCGUUUCCAAAACAAUUCYUGUUCUUUAUUAGAAGCGUUGGCGCCAAGAUGAGAUGGCGUCUUUGGUCGGAUUCAAGGUGAUUUCAUUUGCAGAACUGCGAUGGAAACACUUCUCUCAACAAUCGGAUGUUGCCACCGACCCAAACCACGAAGACGACGACGACAGGAAGUGGUUGGAAGAUGGAGCUGCAGGACGAGUGGUUUAGGGAGGUCUUUGGUUUACAGGGUGUGUUUGUGUUUGUUACUUUGUUCUUUUUGUCCUUUUGUCUGUGUAUGUCUCUUUUCUGACCAUAGAGUAAACUCUGACCUAUGGCCGAUCUUCACUUGACACCAGCUACAGCGGGAGGACGAGGGCCCCGCUUCACCAGCUGCAGGGGGCUCAACAAUCCUGUAAAGCGUAGGAAGCAUGAACACGAGAACAGCCUGCAUGGUUCAAACUAACUCCACUGAGAGGACGAGCAGCGCAGGAGACUCACCUCAGCACUGAUGUGGAUUGAGUUUUAACUGAAAAGACGAGAAGCAAUGUCUCUCAGAGUGGAGGAGGACCUCUGCUGUCCCGUCUGCCAGGACGUGUACAGGGACCCAGUUGUCUUGUUCUGCAGCCACAGCUUCUGUCGACUCUGCCUGAAAAGCUGGUGGGAAGGGAAGAAGAAACUGGAGUGUCCACUUUGUAAGGAAGAAUCUGCUACAAGUGACCCUCCAUGCAACCUGGCUUUAAAAAUUCUCUGUGACAGAUUCCUGUUGACACGAAAGAAGGAAGUUACAAAACCAGAUGUCUGCUGCCGGCGGCAUGGUGAGAGAUUCAAGCUGUUCUGUGUGGAUGACAAGGAACUUUUAUGUCUCGUCUGCCAGCAUUCAGAUGGUCAUUAUGGACACAAACUCCAAGCUGUGAAUGAAGCAGCUCAGGGUCAGAGAAAUGAGCUGAGAAAGGCCCUGAGGCCGCUGCUGGACAAACUGAAGGUGUUCAAAGAAGAGAAGGGAAACCUGGAUCAGACAGCUGGAUACAUUAAGCUCCAGGCCCAGCAAACCGAGGGACGGAUCAAGGAGCAGUUCAGGAAGCUCCAUCUGUUUCUCCACCAGGAGGAAGACGCCAGGAUUGCUGCUCUGAGGACAGAAGAAAGCAAGAAGACUCAGAAGUUMAGCCUAAAGAUCGAUGCCCUGAGCAGAGAGAUCGCUGCUCUUUCACGGACAAUAAGAGACACAGAGGGACUGAUGAAGGCUGAGGAUGCCGUAAUGCUGCAGAGCUUUAGGACUGCUGCAGAAACCAUCCAACAGCGCCUCCUGCUGGACAGUCCUCAGCCUGUCUCUGGAGCCCUGAUAGAUGUGGCCAAACACCUGGGCAACCUGAGCUUCAAYAUCUGGAACAAGAUGAAGCAUCUGGUGUCCUACACUCCUGUGGUUCUGGAUCCAAACAGCGCGAACUUUGAGCUCAUCCUGUCUGAAGACCUGACCAGCGUGAGAUGCGGCCAGAAGCAGAACAUUCCCGACAACCCGGAGAGGUUUGACUUCUUCCGCAUCGUCCUGGGCUCGGAGGGCUUCAUGACGGGAACCUACAGCUGGGACGUCGAGGUUGGAGACAACACAGACUGGUUUGUGGGAGUCGCCUCGCAGGACGUCCAGAGGAAAGGAAUUCAUCCGACUCGUCUGUGGAGAAUCGGCUGCAUUGACGGUCAGUACGUGGCCCGGGCCCUGUCGGAACCGUCCACGGUUCUGGAACCGAUGGGAAGGCUGAGCCGGAUCAGAGUCCAUCUGGACUGGAACCGGGGGAAGCUGGUGUUCUUCGACCUCGACACCAACACACACCUUCACACCUUCUCACACUCAUUCMGUGAGAAACUGUUCCCGUUCCUGAACACGGUGAAUGCGUCUCCUCUGAGGGUGGUACCGGAGAACCUCUGCCUGAGGUCCAGUUAGAGCACAAAGCGCUGCUGACCCGACACGUUCGGCUCGGUCACCAGCAACACAUCAACACGUUAUUAAUGAAAAAAUCUGCAGGGACUUUAAAGAAACUCCUACGACUUUCUGAAAUGUUUUUAUUUCUAGAUAUUUGAAGUUAAAACUAAAAACCAUAUUUAUUGUUUUUGCAGUGAAGAAGCUGCAGAAUCCAUCAUGAUGUGAAGUUUAAAAUAUUGUCCCACUGCUCAGUUUCUGAACAUUUUCAAAGAUUUGCAGCCUCAUGUCUCACUUCAUGAAGGUUUUUCUCAGUGUUUCUCGGUGAAAUGUGUGAUUUAAGUUGCCAAAAGUUUAUGAAAUUGUUAUGACUCCGUCAAGAAACAACCAGAAUAAAUGAACAAUAUUUAUUACACAAAUAAGAGGUUUUCCUGUUACCUUCAUCCAUUUGUUGUCAAACAUCACUUCAGGCGGUCAAACCUGCAUAAACGUCUGCAAUGUUCACUGCAGAACGACGGUAAUGUCCCUCACACCAAACAGGAUCUCAGAUACUUAAGAUGAACAGACAUGGAAGGUUUUCAUUCAGGAAGUGACCCAAAGACACGGAGGACAAAACAAACUGAAUAAAUGGAAAGUUGUUAACCAGACUGAGACAAACCAUCUAAAACUGGGUGGACGAACGGGAAGAAAAUCAAGAACAGCAGGAAGCAGAGAUAUAACUGUAAAAAUGACCAAAUGCUUAUUAAACCACUUGAAUCACAUCAAACUGCAUAAAGCGGCUCUCUGGUUUACCAACGUAUCAUUUUAUCACCGACUCUGAAGUCAAACUUGAUCUGAUGCAAAUAAAAAUCAACAAAAUAGAAAAACACAGAAUUCAAUCUGGUUAAAAAGAACAGAUGCAUAAAGUCCAACAGUACCGGCGCCACCAGAACCUCACUGAUAUAAAAACACACAGCUGGUCACACUGAGCGCCACCUGCUGGAGCCACUUGGUGUUGAUAGAAAAUAUUUAAAGUAAAACAUUUGUCUCUGAGGCGCUAAUCGUUAUUUAGCUGCUCUGACGG